This is a messenger RNA of Pseudocercospora fijiensis CIRAD86, 1783 nucleotides long. RefSeq lists its product as uncharacterized. Gene Ontology annotation, biological process: regulation of transcription by RNA polymerase II. Bases 187 to 1395 code for a protein of 402 amino acids. NCBI's taxonomy places the organism in Eukaryota, Fungi, Ascomycota, Dothideomycetes, Mycosphaerellales, Mycosphaerellaceae. The record is from RefSeq and is a predicted model, not a curated record. The transcript has a single exon. Gene Ontology annotation, molecular function: DNA-binding transcription activator activity, RNA polymerase II-specific.
CAGGGAACAAUGAUUUGCAUAGGUGACGAGAGCGGACCACCAUGCACAAACUGCAAGAUCAGGGACACAGACUGCAGCUUUCCGCCGGCCACUGUCUCGCACCACACUGCGUCUCCGCCAUCCAACCAUGCCAAGUCUUCUGCAAUUGGUUCGGACAUCUCGGCCCUCAGCAGCUCGAUAUCCUCAAUGUCGACUGCCAGACAUAUCCCGGAACUUCGACUCAUGCAUCGCUGGUCGACGGUCACUUGCGAAACCAUGGUCUCCGAGAUCGCCGACGAUCGAGAGAUCUGGAGGAAUGUUAUGCCGGAGAUUGCGAUGAAGUAUGACUUCCUUCUGAACAGUAUGUUCGCUUUGACGUCUUUCCAUUUAGCAUACGACAGGCCGAACGAAGCGCCACAGCAUCUGAGCGCCGCUCUGGACUACCAGACUCUCGCUUUCAAAAAGUUUCGUAGCGACCUAGAAGGAAGCAUGAUGGAUGACGUAGAGGCUCAUGAUGCGUUGUUGUAUUGCUCGAUCAUACUAAUGGUGCUGGCCCUUGCAUCGUCCACGCAGCCGUUGCUGAAAGAGGGAAUGAUACAAAAUACGAUCAUCCAUUUCGAGCUGGUCAGAGGAAUCACCGUCGUCAUGCUCAAGCGCCCAGAGUGCAUCAAAGAGCAUAAACUAUUUGGGAAGAUUCCAGAUAUGCUCCGGCUUCCCAAGCAAGGGUACAGUCCAAGAGCAGCAAGAGCUAUACAGCUUCUCACCGAGAUGAAUGAGGCGAGGGCACCAAUGUCGGACGAAGGGUAUUCCAGUCCUGGACCGAUAGAGCCCUUGCCCGAGGAUAGACGAUACCUGUCGUGCAAGAACGCCAUCUGGUGGUUGGAAUACCAUUUUUCCACCUGUGGCGAGCUCAAGCACCGAGGAUUUGUACUCGCUUGGCUGUCGCUUGCCGGUGAUGAUUUCAUCCAAGCCAUCAAAGAAGGUGACCAGAUCUCUUUGCUUGCGGUCAUGUGGUGGGGCGUCUUUCUGAACCCGCUGGGAGAACAGUACUGGUAUGGAGAAGACUUUGGUAGAGAUGUGGCGAAUGAGGUUGUAGAAGCCGUCAAGCUCUCGUCAGAAGCGAGCGUCGGAGAAUUGAUCUACCUAGCGGAGCAGGAAUUCCGCGAGGACAUGGCACGAAAAGCCAAUGAUGGGAGCGAGCCACCGAUCGAACCGCGCGAGCAGGUAAUCGAGGAGAAGCCAUUCUGGGAGGUCGACGAUCCGGAUGAUCCUAAUAGUCCUCACGGCAAUGCACCAGCGUCAGUCAUGGCGUAUACCAGGAAGCAGAAUAGCAAGCUAUUUGGCGGAAGUAUAGAUCGAUUGCAGGUCGCAGAAAGAUUGGGAAUGUCAAGAUCGACUUCAGCUGGACUGGAGUGAAUUGCGGUUGCGGGUUUGGAUGCAUUCGUGUAACUGUCGAUGUAUAUCAGCUCAAUCCCAUAGAAACGACACCCAUCUCAGCCAUCCUUUUGGUCUCGGCUCUGGCUCCUCCGGCUUUCUCUCUAUCUCGUCUAAAGCUUCAUUCAGCGGAAUAUCAGCAAGAUUGACGAAUCUGGUUUUCUUGAAGAACUUCCAGAGCACAAACGCUGUGAGUACCAGAGGUAUGUCGAGGUAGCUGGACACAAAUCCCGAGGAUGACCAGUUCCCUCUCGUGAAGUUGGAGAAGCCAGAUGUGAACAGAAUCACCACAGAAAGAACCAGUGCAACUGGCGUAGAAAAUCUGGUCCAUGUAUUGUGCCAUGGCAGGGCCGAGUAUGGUAUUGCCUGC